Molecule: messenger RNA, 2879 nt
Organism: Oncorhynchus gorbuscha (pink salmon)
Lineage: Eukaryota; Metazoa; Chordata; Actinopteri; Salmoniformes; Salmonidae
Product: glypican-5-like
Exons: 9
Coding region: 279-2009 (576 amino acids)
Biological process (GO): regulation of protein localization to membrane; positive regulation of canonical Wnt signaling pathway; cell migration
Cellular component (GO): cell surface; extracellular region; plasma membrane
Source: RefSeq, a predicted model, not a curated record
GAGAGGGAGCGAGAGAGCGAGCGCUCAGCUGUAUCCAAAGAACAGCGUUUCACUUUCUGAAGCGCAUGGAUUUUAACUGGAAAGCCCACUGAGAGAGGGAACUUCGUGCGCUCUAUUGAACAGACCCAAAAUGUGAUAUUCUAACAGAUCGAUCCAGUUGAUAAGAACUGCGAAUUUAUUUUGGGAUUGUAUUACUUAAAUAGCUUAUUCGGCUACUUUUACAAACGACCAUACUACUGCUAGGAUACCUUGAUAGUCUAUCUGAUUGAAAUGGUGCGAUGUUCCAAACAAUACUCCAACGCGUUUACUUUUGGUUGAUUUACCUUACAGUUGUACUAUGUGGAGCUUCAGGUGCAGGAGUACACAGUUGCCAUGAGGUUAAAACGGCGUUUCAAUUGCGCCAGAUCGGUCCGUUGAAAUGGGUCCCCGAGGCACCUGGAACAGAUGGCGAGCUGCAGAUCUGCAAGCACGCAGGCCCGUCGUGUUGCACACGCAAGAUGGAGGAGAGUUACCAGGCAGCAGUGCGCAGAGAGACUCUCCAGAAUAUCCGUUCCUACAGCUUUGAGCUCAAGUACCUCAUCGUGGGCCACACCACUGCCUUCCAGGACACGUUCCAGUCUCUGCUAUCCUUCACUCUGAACCUGACCACUGGUCUGUUUGACAGUGCCUAUGAGCCCCUCUCCCAGGACGCUCGCCCCCUGGUGGCAGACCUCUUCUCCGACCUCUCUCUCUUCCUGGGAGGAGACGGCAACACCUCCAUGGAGCGCUCCGUGCACCGCUUCUACGACAACCUCUUCCCGCUGGUUUACCGGCGUCUUAUCAACCCUGGGCUGGCCUCGGCCCCACCCUCCUCUGAGCACAGCGAGUGUCUGCGCAUGACACGCCAGGAUGUCAACCCAUUUGGGUCCCACCCCCGUGUCCUGGCCGAGGGGCUGACCCGCGCUCUGAAUGCAGGACGGGCACUGAGCCAGGCGCUGGUGAUAGGGGCAGAGGUGCUGAACGCCACAGAGCGGGCGGGGCUGGCCAGGGAGUGUGGGCGGGCUCUGGUGAGGAUGCAGUAUUGCCCCCACUGCAGGGGCCUGACCCUGAUCCGGCCGUGUGGAGGACUGUGUCUGAAUGUGAUGCGGGGCUGCUUGGUAGGGCUCUCGGAGCUGGACGGGCCCUGGAGGCGCUACGUGGCCCUGCUGCAGGAAUUGACAGGGGCCCUGGCUGAAGGCCACGACCUGGAGCUGGCUCUGCAGGGCAUCAGGAACCACGUCAAUGACGCUAUCCUGCACGCACAGCUGCACGGGCCACGUAUCAGUGCCAUCGUUGAUAAAGUAUGUGGGCCUCUCACAGACAGUCCGUCAGUGACAAGCAUACGUUCCACCCUGAAGGUCAUGACCUCUGUGAGUACCUCCCCGACCUCGAUGGUGAUGACGUCCUCCCCAGCUGACGUCACACGGGACCACUUGUCGCAUACCAGGAGGUCCUUUCCUCUGAAACCAUCCAAGAAUAAUAAGCCUAGAAGUCUAAAAAAGAUCUCAAGAGAGUUUAUGGGCUAUAUCCAACGCUACAGGUCCUUCUUCUCUGCGUUGCCAGAGAUGCUUUGUGAGAGUGAGAUGGUGGUGGAUGACUUCACCUGCUGGAGCGGGGAGGAUGUGGUGGAGAGUUAUGUGGGCCGUGUUGUGGGUAACGGCCUUCAGGCCCAGAAAAACAACCCAGAGAUCAAGGUCCGCAGCAUCGACCCGAUCCUGGUGGGAGCUAGAGACAGACUAGAACAUUUCAAACGGGAAAUGCAGAUUGGCUGGACGACAGAAUGGGGGGGGGGUGGGUGGAGAAGGGCAGUGGGACGAGAGAAGAGGCCAGCGGAGAGUGUGACGAUGAGGACGGAUGUCAAGGAUCUGGAGAUGAAGACUUUCCCAAUGAGAGAGUGGACGUGGCCAGCACUCAUGUUCCUUUUGGGAAGAGCCCAGCAGUCAGGGAGCCCCCAUGGCACGUCCCCACUGCCCAACCCCCACCACAGGUAGCUGUGAGAGCUGCGGGUCACACCCCAACACCCCACCCAGCUAUCACCAUCACCCUCAUCCUCCUGUCUGCCCUGGCAUUACCAUGGCACCCACUCUGAAACCCCCUCCGCUACUCACACCGACUGAGCACACAUGAGAGGUGGGGAGCAUUCACAAGAAGGAAAAGCAGGAAGAGGAGGAUGAGAAAAAGGACAAGAGGAGGAGCUCGCCAGCGAACCUGUUGCUUUCCCUCAGCUGCUCCCUGUUUGUUAAUGGGAGCUGGGCUGCAUGGCUGUGUUUGUGCGAUGUAGGAUGUGUCUCAUAAAAUCUCUCUCUCCCUUGCUGCCUUAUCCACUGCUGCCUUCUCCACUGCUUUUUCCUCACUGCCUCCUCCUCUCUGGUUCUCUGGACUGCCUGGUCUGUUGACCAUCAGAUGUGGCCAGCUACACAUCCCACUGCUCUCUAGUAGGGACAACCAUGGUUCUGGUCGUUCUCCUGCGGUCCUUAGAUUUAGGAACAGUAAAGUUCUCAAACAGUGCUGAACUGAAGAAUGUAAUCAGGGCCUAAAAAGACAUCAUUUCUCCUCACCUCUCUACACGCAAAGUCAACCGUCAUGUUCUCUGGGGUCUCUCCAUUUGUUACUUAGUUUGCAUUUGUUUAUGCCACCUGUUAAUAGUCACCGAGCAUACUAUACAUGUUUAUAUCGUCCCAUGUGGGACUUAUAUUGUGUAUUCAUGUGUGGGUAUUUGUUUGUGUGUGUUUAUUUACCUAUAUUUACGUCUCUACAUGUUUCGUGAAAAAGUAUUUGCCCUUUUCUGAUUUUCUCUAUUUUUGCAUAUUUUUGAUACGGAAUGUUAUCAGAUCUUCAACCAAAAGCUAAUGUUAGAUAAA